AUGGCUUCUCCGUCCACUCUGUCGCCGACCCAGCAGCAUCACUUCUUGUACGACGACAGCCCGUAUCGCAGUGCGUGGGAAAGGAGGCGGUCUCUUCCUUGGGAGGAUGACUGCGAGGACGACAUGGCUCAUCAACAACAGCCUGGGCUCGGUACCCAUCUUGUCGAGGAGGCUCCUAGGCGACCAUCUGCACCAGACUCCUACUUUGACUUGGGAAAUGACAGCUCGGCUCCUUAUCAACAAGGAUACAGUUACAAUCACUAUCCAUCGUCGCGGCCAAGCCUAGAAAGUUAUCCGCGACGGCGCUCCGACGGCAGCGACAUAUCGAGUGCCUCCACGGCGAGCCAGUCCCUGGCCUCCCGGACCAGCUUUCAGUCUCACGGGCGCUCCUCGAGCUGGAGCUCGCGCACGUCCUUUGACUCGUACUACUCGACCUACUCCACCCCCGCCACCUCGGCCGGUGCGCGCGAGUACGACGAGUUCCCGUGGCAGCGGCCCAGCCCCAUCAAGCAGCAGCGCCGCCGCAAGGCCAGGCCGGGAGAGCUCUUCGCCGCCCUGCCCGGCGAGGUCCUGGAGCUGAUCCUGGCCGAGCUGCGCGAGCUCCACCUGGCCGAGGGGAGCAAGAGCUGCGCGACGUGCUGGAUGCGCAACGUCUGCGCCGUCUCGCUGAGCGCGCGGAAGUGGGUCCGGUUCGCCCGGGCGGCGCUGUACCAGAACAUCCAGCUGAUCGGCGACGACUCGGCGCACCACCGCAAGCGGUACAAGUCGGUCCCGGGGACGCGCAUCAUGCUGCUGCGCAGGACGCUGAGGGCGAACCCCACCCUCGCGUCGCUCGUCCGCUCUGUGAAGGUGCCGCCCAUCCCGCAGGGCGUCAAGACGGACGAUUACGAGGACAUGGUCGCCUCCCUGGUCAUGGCCUGCCCGGAGCUCGAGCGGCUGGAGGGCUUCUACCCGUCGUACGACCACUCCUUCAAGCGGCUGUUCAACGCCCUCUCCACUCGGCGGAACCUGAAGCAGAUGACGUGGAUCGUGGACCGGGCGGAGCCGGCGCCCAUGCCGAAGCUGCAGAAGCGGUUCUCGACCGCGCGCCAGCAGAAGCCCGACUCGUGGAGGCAGUCGUCCCUGCCGCCGCUCGCCGCGUCCUCCUCCUCCUACUACUACUCCUCCUGCCCGCAGCCGCGCACGAGCAACAACUUCCUCGACCUCCACGCCCGCUGGCAGCAGCUGACCACGCUGACGGUGCACUUCCAGCCGGGCGCCGCCUUCGCACCCGCGAGCGCCUUCGCCGACAGCCUGCGCUGCCUGCCCUCGCUGCGGGACCUGCACGUCUCGCGGCUCCCCGCGGCCGUCUUCGGCGACGCGGCGCUGCUCGCGCUGCCGGCGUCGCUGCGCAAGCUCUCGCUCGCCCACGUCGCGGGGGUCACCUCGGCCGGCCUCGCGGCCUUUGCCACCGCCGGCGGCUCCGGCUCCGGGCUGCGCACGCUCACCCUCGUCCACACGGAGCUCGACUCCCUGCCCGCCCUGGCGCGCGUCCUCGCCAACCUGGCCCGGCUCGAGACGUUCUCGCUCGUGCAGGCGCGCCCGCCCCUGCUGCCCCGCGGCGAGAUCAUCUGCCUGUAUCCGUACCUCGCGUCGGCGUCGCUGCGCAGCCUGCACUGGGACUUUACGGCGGCGGACGGUGGCGGCGACACCAUCGGCAUCAACACCGACAGCACGGCGACGGCGGCCGACGCCAUUCUCGCGCGCAGCAUCGCGGCCGGCGGGUUCCCUGCGCUGCGGCGGCUGCGCGCGCCGAGGGACCCCGGGGGCAUGUUCCAGGCGCUGUGCAGGCCCGCCGAGCGGGUGGACCUGCCGACGGAUAAGUUCCAGACGCGGGGGGCAGGGUCAGUGGACGGGGACGACGACGAUGCUGAUGACGACGACGGGGAUGAUGACGAUGAUGGUAAGGAGCGGGGGAGGGGAGGGAAGUCGCCACCGCGGCUCGGGAACGACCUGCUGCUCGCGCGGCUGGCGGCGCAGGCGCGCGUCGAGGCGGCGCGGAGGCAGGCCCGGAUGCGGGUCGACGUCGUCGACGAGCGCGGGGUGCUGGCGGAGCGGUUCGGGAUGGGCGGGUACAUCGGCACGGUCGGGUCGCGCGUGCGGUACCACCUGCUGCCCGACGAGGGGGGCCGGGACGAGAAGGGCGGGCUCGUGGACAUGGGGGAUCUGCUCGGGGACUGCGGGGAGGCGUUGGUGCUUCCUCGCCCGUCGUCGUCUUCGUCACCGCAGCAGCAGAAGCAGGGGAAGCAGCAGUGGAAGCAGCGGGGGAGGGAUAGAGGGAAGGGUAGCGGUGCUGGGGGGAGGGAGAAGGGGCGGCGGGACAAGAAUGCGGUCGAGGUCAGGGAGGGGUGCACGGGGAGGUGGAACACGUGGGCCGGGCCAGCGGUGGACAAGAAGGACAUGGAGAGGUGGUGGCAUACCGAGAGGGGGCGGUGGCGGAGUGUGGAGUUGUCGUGA
Molecule: messenger RNA, 2496 nt
Organism: Thyridium curvatum
Lineage: Eukaryota; Fungi; Ascomycota; Sordariomycetes; Thyridiales; Thyridiaceae
Exons: 1
Coding region: 1-2496 (831 amino acids)
Source: RefSeq, a predicted model, not a curated record